AUGACUUUCCAUCCUGACACUCUCCCCGAUCUCAAGGGCAAAGUAUUCAUAGUCACAGGUGGAACAUCCGGCAUAGGCUACUACACCGUAGCCCACCUAGCAGAACACGGCGCCCACGUUUACAUAUGCGCUCGAUCCCUAAAGAAGGGCACAGCAGCCAUCGCCAACAUCAAGAAAAUGCACCCUUUAGCCAACAUCGACCUCCUGCAAAUGGACCUCAUGGAUCUCACCAGUAUCGUCGCGGCCACCAAGCACUUCCUCACCCUCGAAACAACCCUGCACGGCCUGGUUAAUAACGCAGGCAUCAUGGCGACACCCUUCGAAAUGACCAGAGAUGGCCAUGAGGCUCAGUGGCAGACCAACUACCUCGCGCACUGGGUUUUGACAGAGCACCUGCUUCCUCUAAUGCUGCGGACCGCAAAGACGCUUCCUCCCGGCAGCGUGCGCAUCGUAAAUAUCACUUCAUCGGGCCACUUGGGCGCACCGACAUGCGGCAUCAAUUUCAAGGACCUAUCGCUCAAGGAUAGCGGCCCGUGGGCGCGGUACGGACAGAGCAAGCUCGCCAACAUUCUGCACACCAAAACCCUACACAAGACAUACGGCCCCAGCUCUCCCAGUGCGCAGAACGGGGACGGUGAGAUCUGGGUUUCGUGUGUGCAUCCAGGUAUAGUCAAGACGAACCUCGCCACGUCGGUGGACUCGGGGUGGGGUAUAAAGAGUGUUUUCUCAGUCGUACGCAUGUCUGGAUUGACGUGGCCUGCCGAUAAGGGAUCGUGGAAUAGUUUAUUCUGUGUGGCGAGUCAGGAUAUGAAGGCGGAGCAGAGCGGCACGUAUCUCGAGAUUUUCCGGCGGUUUGGGGAGCCGCGCUGGCAGAGCGAUGCGGCGAAGGAUGAGAAGCUUGCAGAGAGGUUGAAGGAGUGGACUGGGGAUGUAAUGAGGAAGGAAGGGUGGGUUUCUUAA
Molecule: messenger RNA, 960 nt
Organism: Lachnellula hyalina
Lineage: Eukaryota; Fungi; Ascomycota; Leotiomycetes; Helotiales; Lachnaceae
Product: putative oxidoreductase
Exons: 2
Coding region: 1-960 (319 amino acids)
Source: RefSeq, a predicted model, not a curated record